UCACCUGGUAUUCCGAGAUCUUCGAAACGGCUUAGGAAAUUUCUUAUUGGGCUAGAUGGCUUUAGGAGACUGGGAUCGGUCCCUUUUGCAUCCACAAAAGCGGAUCUUCGUAGCCCACUCGGCCCACGCAUCGUCCAGAGGCUGGUUAUUAUUCCGUCACUCCCCCGGCGGCCCGACAGCGCAGCAUCCAGCUUCGCCAUGGCCGUCGCAAGCUUUCCCCGUGCCCGUACAGGUCCCUAGCGAAAGCUUCCCCAUGCGGCAUCUCCUCCUCCCGGCACCUCGGCAAGCAUCUCCUCUCACCGCCCAAGCCCUGAGCCCAGGCGCAAGCUCCGGUCCCCAGAUCCUCGCUCUGCCCAUGGCGGCGCGGGCACAGGCGUGGCAGUUCGCGGCCGCCCUCGUCUUCUUCCACGGCUCCGAGUACGUCCUCGCCGCCGCUUUCCACGGUCACCGCAACGUCACCGCCACCUCACUUCUUAUCAGCAAGCAGUAUGUUUUAGCAAUGAGUUUUGCAAUGCUGGAGCAUCUGAUAGAGAGUAUUUUCUUCCCUGAACUAAAAGGGUAUCAGUUUGUCAGUAAUAUUGGCCUUCUGAUGGUUCUUACCGGUGAAGUUAUUCGUAAAAUCGCUGUUGUGACGGCUGGACGUGCCUUUACACAUGUUAUAAGAAUUCAAUAUGAAGACCAGCACCAGUUGAUUACUCAUGGGGUGUAUAGAUUUAUGCGCCAUCCUGGAUAUUCGGGCUUUCUUAUAUGGGCAGUAGGAACACAGCUUAUGCUGUGCAAUCCUGUAUCUACAGUUGUGUUUGCAUUGGUGUUGUGGCGAUUCUUUUCAAAGCGGAUACCGUACGAAGAAUUUUUCUUGCGGCAGUUCUUUGGCUCUCAGUACGAAGAAUAUGCAGGGAAAGUGCACUCAGGCUUACCAUUUAUAAAGUGAAUGUUUCAGAUGCAAAGUAUGCUUACCUCCUGCCGCCCUUACCAUUGACAUGACUAAGUAAAGCACUUCACAGCAUGGAUUUAAGAGAGAGCAAAUUUACGAGCUAUGCCAUGGAUUUCAUACAAUACAAGGACAAUCUGAUGUUUUGUACUCUAGACUCAAGUAGACGAGUUUAUCAGCUCAUCAAUCUGGUGCGAAUCUAAAUGGUUGGCUUAUUAAUUUUGUGUAAGCCCUGCCAUUCACUAGAUUCAACUGAAUGAAUAGUUUCCAUCUUUCACGACAGUGGCGAUGGUUUCGUCCUGUAGGUUCGUUGUGUGAAAGCCUUUUGCAGUGCAAUUGUAUCAAGUGUGGCCAACGUGUGUACUCCUGUAUGCAUUCCUUUUGGACAUGCAGAAGAAAAGAGGGUCCUCAUCUUCCGUGGAGCCUGAGAAGCAUUUUUUUUAAGCA
Brachypodium distachyon (stiff brome) is the source of this 1378-nucleotide messenger RNA. RefSeq names its product probable protein-S-isoprenylcysteine O-methyltransferase. Gene Ontology annotation, cellular component: membrane; endoplasmic reticulum. Gene Ontology annotation, molecular function: protein C-terminal S-isoprenylcysteine carboxyl O-methyltransferase activity. NCBI's taxonomy places the organism in Eukaryota, Viridiplantae, Streptophyta, Magnoliopsida, Poales, Poaceae. The coding region runs from base 56 to 931 and encodes 291 amino acids. Gene Ontology annotation, biological process: C-terminal protein methylation. The transcript is spliced from 5 exons. The record is from RefSeq and is a predicted model, not a curated record.